AUGGGUGCCGCCGACAGAUUACAACAAAUCUCCAACCAGGUUGCUGGCUCAAAGUCAGCAAAGGAGCGCCUUUUGAUCAAGAGCCCUGAUGAUAUUGUCGUAACGGCAUGUCUUCGUACCGCAUUCACAAAGGGCGGCAAGGGUGGCUUCAAGGACACGGCAGCAGCUGAUUUGAUGGCCGGCGCCCUCAAGGGCCUGAUUGAGCGGUCCAAGAUUGACCCGUCGCUCGUCGAGGAUGUCUGCGUCGGUGAGGUGCUGGCCCCCGGAGGCGGUGCCACCGAGAUGCGCGCAGCUGCCCUCGUCGCCGGCUUCCCCGAGACCACGGCCGUCCGCACCCUCAACCGUCAGUGCUCGAGCGGUCUGCAGGCCUGCAUUGAUGUCGCCAACCAGAUCAAGAGCGGCAUGAUUGAGAUUGGUGUCGGUGCCGGUGUCGAGAGCAUGAGCACACAGUACGGUCCUGCUGCCGUAAGCGAGUUCUCCGAGCUCCUCGAGUCGCACCCCGAGUCGGCCAACUGCAAGGUGCCCAUGGGCGUGCUGUCGGAGCAAAUGGCGGCAGACCGCAACAUUAGCCGCGCAGACCAAGACGCAUUCGCGGCAUCGUCGUACUACAAGGCCACCAAGGCCCAGGAGGCCGGCCUGUUUGACGAGGAGAUCCACCCGCUGACGGUCCAAGUAGAGGACCCCAAGUCGGGCGAGACCAAGACGGUAACCAUUUCCAAGGAUGACGGCGUGCGCGCCGGUGUGACCAAGGAGUCGCUCGGCAAGAUGAAGGGCGCCUUUGCCAAGGGCGGCUCCAUCCACGCCGGUAACGCCUCGCAAAUCUCGGACGGCGCCGCUGCUGUGCUCAUGAUGAAGCGCUCCACGGCCGAGCGUCUCGGUCAGACCAUUUUGGGCAAGUACGUCGCCGCCUCUAUUGUCGGCGUCAAGCCCUUGCUCAUGGGUAUCGGCCCCUGGAAGGCCAUCCCUGCCGUCUUUGAAAAGGCGGGCAUCACCAAGGACGAUGUGGACAUUUUCGAGAUCAACGAGGCCUUUGCCAGCCAGUGCCUGUGGUGCGCCAAUGAGCUCGGCCUCGACAUGGCCAAGAUCAACCCCAAGGGUGGUGCCAUUGCUUUUGGCCACCCUCUUGGUUGCACCGGUGCCCGACAGGUCAGCACAUUGCUCUACGAGCUGAGGAGGCGUGGAGAAAAGGUUGGUGUCACGAGUAUGUGUGUUGGUACUGGUAUGGGUAUGGCUGCUGUUUGGGUUGCCGAGUAG
Molecule: messenger RNA, 1254 nt
Organism: Pestalotiopsis fici W106-1
Lineage: Eukaryota; Fungi; Ascomycota; Sordariomycetes; Amphisphaeriales; Sporocadaceae
Product: 3-ketoacyl-CoA thiolase
Exons: 4
Coding region: 1-1254 (417 amino acids)
Biological process (GO): phenylacetate catabolic process; fatty acid beta-oxidation
Cellular component (GO): peroxisome
Molecular function (GO): acetyl-CoA C-acyltransferase activity
Source: RefSeq, a predicted model, not a curated record